GCUCCGGAAAGUCGAACACUGAGCGUUACCAUCACCAUCGGAGCGGAUAUUCAAGAGUUUGUAGCGACAAUUUCAGAUUUCAAUUUCCAACUAACGUUCCAUGUUUAACCUUCAAAACAAUAAUAAUGGGCCCCAUGUGAGUCUCCAUACGUCCCAGUAAAUCCUUGUGGAGGGCGUCAUGACUUGGACACCAUAAAAGCAGUCGUCACAUCUGUUUCAGAUGAAACUAUUGGCGGAGUCACCUGGCCACACCUUGUUCGGUGACCACGCAACAACUACGUCGUUCUCUUUUUUUGUAGUGUUUUUUUCUUUUUUUAACCGCAGUAGUUUGUUUGAACACCAGCUCUUUCCCUACCUCCGCGUGGGCGCGCCGGCCCAGACUCGCGAUCUCGUGUGUAUAAAUGAUGUCGUCACUCCCGCUGCUCCCUCACUUCUGAGAGCCCAGUCACUCAGUGCUGAGGCUGAGAAGAAGAAGAAGCAGCCUGUUCUCAAGACUGAGCGGAUCUUCUCGGUGAGGAGGACGACAGAACCCGCAGCGCACGAUCGGAUGCUGAGGUGAUGAGUGUGGCUUUCGCGCGGUCCCUGGGUCAAGGCGAGCCCCUGCUCCAGGAUGUGUGGCGCGUGGUGAGGCUCGGGCAUGAGGAGGUGCUGCUGUCCCCGUACCUGCCCGCCACCUGCGCCCUGCUCACGCACCUCUUCUUCUGCCUGCCCUUCCUCCUCCUGGACGCGCUGGCCGGCCGCUGUCCCCGGGUGCUGUCCUGGAGGGUGGCCGCCAGCUCAGGACCCCCGCCGCCUCUGCGUCAGUGGCUGGACUGUUUCUGGAGGGUCGUGUUCAAGUACGCGGCGGCCGUGUUUCCCGCCACCGCGCUCUUCCAGAGCCUGAGGAGGGGCGCGCUUCCCGAGCUGGCCCCGUCCUGCUGCCGCCUCUGCCUGGAGGUCCUGGCUUGUCUGCUGGUCUUCGACUUCCUCUUCUUCGUCUGGCACUUCUGCCUGCACAAGGUUCCGUGGCUUUACCGGAACGUCCACCAGCAGCACCACCUGCACAAGGUCAACUUUGCCCUGGCGGCGCAGGACGCCAGCUGUGCCGAGCUGCUGUCCCUGCUGCUGCUGGCCCUCAGCAGCGCCUGGUUGGUGGGCUGCCACCCCCUGAGCGAGACCGUCUUCCACGUCCUCAACAGCUGGCUGGCGGUGGAGGACCACUGCGGCUACGACUUUCCCUGGGGCCUCCACAGACUGCUGCCCGGCCUAGGGGGCGCCCCCUACCACCAGGCCCACCACGUCCUCCACAGGGCCAACUACGCCCCCUACUUCACUCACUGGGACCACAUCUUCGGCACCUAUCGCAGAGCAGCAGGCCGCCUGCGCUCCAAAUAGUCCCGUGUGCCCGGGAAGCUUCAGUGGUCGCUGCUCGCAGGCGUCCUGCUGGUCAGGAGCCUGCAUCCUUCUGAAGAACACAUGGGUGUUUCAACCAACUGGAUAUUCCUCGGAGGACUGCUGACUCAUCAUGUCCCCCUCCACACCGCAGAAGAGAAGUCCCCUAAAUCCCCCGGCGCCUCGGGCUCUCUGCGACAUUCUGGGAAGUCGACUUGAAAGAAGCACAAGUCACACACUCUUCCAAGAAACAGAGAGACUUUUAUGGAAGGAAAAUGCACAUUGAUGCUUGCGGCAUCUGAAAAGCACUUGACUUCACGUGGUCGUGCUUCCUGUAUGUUUAUUUAUGUUGUAGAAUUGGCUCCUGUCGCUGAUGUCUGAGUCGCUGUGCGUCACUUGCCACCAUGACAGUGGCGGGAAAACCGCUUUUCUGACUCCCUCAAAAUUACAGUAGACACAAUAUGAAAUAUUUAGGGGUGGGAUUGGAUUAAAAAAAAUUCAUCUAGAAUUUGCGAUUAAUUAAUCUCAAUUAAUCGCAGUUUAAUCGUAUCAGAAUAUUAGACACAAGAAGACACAUCUUUCAAUUUCAAUGAAUUUGGUAUAUUAGUGACUCAAAUGAUGGAGCCAUAUAUACAUUUAAACAAUAAAAUAUUGUCAGACAGUAGCACAAUAAAUCACGAGGGUGGCUAUAUUCAUGUUUUAUAUCACCUUAUUUAAACUAAAGCUCUUUUAAUGUCUUGAAAAUAUUUGUAUAGGAACUUCAAUUGUAUAAGAAUUUCAAGUCCAUUCAGAGUGGUGGAAACCCUGGACAUUGUGUAGCGAAAAACAUCCCUGAACCAAAGCAAACAGCUGCUUUUGUUUGCUUUUGUUCAGGGAUGAUUCCUCCAUGUUUGUUGUUGUUGUUCUCAUCCUAGCUGCCACGUAUUUUAAAUGCGAUUAAAAUAUUUUUAACACAUUAAUUACGAUAAAUUAAUUAAUCGCAAUGAACUCAUUAAAGUCCCACCACUAGAAAUAUGAUCAUGAAAUAUAUAUUUUGUGUUUUAAAGGGUGUGGCUGCCUUAUGCUGGCACAAACAAAAUACAUUUGUUUUGGUUAUUGUUUACAAGAACGAACAGCACUUGACGGUUUGUCAGUUUUCAACGUUGUCCGUAUCAAAGUCAACAGAGAAUGUGUUCAAAAGUGAAAAAACUAAAUGUAAACCGAAUCAGUAUUUAGUAGUUAGCACAAAGUAGGAUGCAUGGAGUGUGAGAAAACGUUUUUCCACCGCUGUACAUUUUCCAACAGAGGACUCAAUAUACGAGCUGUUUCUCCUCCCUCCUAUAGACAGGGGGCGCUGUAGCUUUAUCUGCUUCUUCUCGUCGUCCAAAUAGAAGCAUAGAAUGUGGAAUCCAGGUCGUCUUGCCUUUCAAACUGCAUCGCUCUUCAUGAAGUAGUUGUUUUCUGGUGCAGACAUUUUUGUUUCUCCUCUUCCUGUCCUGCACCAGUCUGUGACUGCAUGAUGCCGACUGCUGAGUGACGCACUCAGGUGCCAGUAUUCCUAAAUUUAACUGGAACUACAAAUGGAAACAAAAGCCACAGGUGGUCACAUGUAACUUAGUCCAGAUCCUCUCCGCCUUUUAUGUAAGACUCAGGAUCUGUGACUGGACCGUCGACCAGCUGUCGUUUCCACAUGCUUCAGCUCAACACACAUCAGGUCAACGAGUUCACUCCUGUGGUACUUAUGAAGCUAGAAGUGAAACCAAACUUAGAUCCUGGAAAACCUCCUUCCUCGCACUUUACUGUCCGUGCAUGAGCUGCACUCGAACAAAUAUAUUUGAUACAUGACCUAAAAAAAAACGCCACGUCCCGCACAAAAAGUGUUUUUUAUUAACAAAAUAGCUGUAAAACCUUUGUGAAGAGUGACUCCUGCACUGUGUUGCACCUUUGCAUUCCAAGUGGUCUUCAGUUAGUGGUCAACAUUUCCUCUUUAAUGUGAGACGAUAGAUAUUUAUAGUGAAGUUGUUGAAUGUAUAUUUUGUAUUUGUGACACGCUGUGGACUCCAGAGUUGUAUUUUGUUUGACAAUAAAGUCCAAACA
Molecule: messenger RNA, 3447 nt
Organism: Synchiropus splendidus (mandarinfish)
Lineage: Eukaryota; Metazoa; Chordata; Actinopteri; Syngnathiformes; Callionymidae
Gene: ch25hl3
Product: cholesterol 25-hydroxylase like 3
Exons: 2
Coding region: 559-1374 (271 amino acids)
Biological process (GO): sterol biosynthetic process; cholesterol metabolic process
Molecular function (GO): steroid hydroxylase activity; iron ion binding; C-4 methylsterol oxidase activity
Source: RefSeq, a predicted model, not a curated record